Molecule: messenger RNA, 6193 nt
Organism: Trichobilharzia regenti
Lineage: Eukaryota; Metazoa; Platyhelminthes; Trematoda; Strigeidida; Schistosomatidae
Source: the annotation of a GenBank genome assembly
AUGAGUGCUUCACUACGAAAGAAAUUGAAUUCACAUUGGGCGAGGUCUGUUCCAAACAAACAAAUCGCUCACCAAUUACUUCGAGUUACUCCGUUCAUUUAUGGGGCGUGUAGAUCAGUUUCAGACAAAACUGCAUAUUGUGAUCUGAAUGAGCCCUUUGCUGUACUAUAUGGACCAGCAAAUGAGCAUAUACGCAUAUAUGACGGAAGCCUAUGGAUUACUGCAGAGUUUAUUUCCUAUAAGCGUGAUCCGUUACCCAAGUGCACUCGUCGUAUACGUGCAGCAGAUAGCUGCUUCUUUUUGAUUAGACUUCUAAGCUUUUCGUUUCAGUUUUCUGAAGAAAAGCAAGAGUACGUGGCUGCUAUUCAAUCUUUUACAGUGAUCCAAGAGUUUCACACUGAUUCGAACGUUUUUUCUUCUAUGAUAGAAGUAACAAGGGCUAUCAACGACAGGAAAGAAAGUCAAACUCAUUCGAAAUCGUUGACUAUAAAAACUCCAUCUCGGAAGAAAUGUGAUGCUAGUAUAAACAAAUGUGAUCCUUCUGGACCGUGUUCCAGUGCAAACUCCUCAUCUGCUGCGCAACCCCUUACUGUUGUACAGGUACAACAAAAUCCUCCCAUUGCUGUAGACAAAUUACCCGGGGUAUUCGCCGUUGAAAAACCGGAGAAUUAUGUUGAACCACAUAUACCAGAAGCCGAUAACAAAGAGAAUAUUCCAUGUGAAGAUAAGUCUUCACUAAAGACUCCGGAGGAUUUAUCAUUUUUUGAUGAUUUUUUCAAUGAUAGUUUUGAUAUAUCUGAAUUCUGUAACUGGAAUGAAAUAUUAUCAGAUGUACAUGAUAACGACCAUAACAAACAAUCUCAGGGAAACAAACCGGAUAAUGGGGCUCCGAAUGAUGAAGCUUAUUCAUCUGGUACUCAAUAUUACUCUCUUCCCGAAGAGUGCAGUAAUUGGGCGACGACGGAGCCAGUUGUAUUAGAGUCUAGUAUUCAGGGAAACAAACCGGAUAAUGGGGCUCCGAAUGAUGAAGCUGAUUCAUCUGGUACUCAAUAUUACUCUCUUCCCGAAGGUUGUCAACGUGCGACAUGUAAAACAAUGAACCUAGGGAGUUUCCCUAAGCAACACCAUCUAUCUGGCGAAAAUGUUCGCGUCAAAUGUAAACUUAACAUUGCUAAGUGCAGUAAUUGGGCGACGACGGAGCCAGUUGUAUUAGAGUCUAGUAUUCAGGGAAACAAACCGGAUAAUGGGGCUCCGAAUGAUGAAGCUGAUUCAUCUGGUACUCAAUAUUACUCUCUUCCCGAAGAGUGCAGUAAUUGGGCGACGACGGAGCCAGUUGUAUUAGAGUCUAGUAUUCAGGGAAACAAACCGGAUAAUGGGGCUCCGAAUGAUGAAGCUGAUUCAUCUGGUACUCAAUAUUACUCUCUUCCCGAAGAGUGCAGUAAUUGGGCGACGACGGAGCCAGUUGUAUUAGAGUCUAGUAUUCAGUUUCAUCAAGAAUUUAAAAGAAAAUCUUGUAGGAAUAAGAAUACAUCAACUGGAAAUAUUUCUGCUGGGGAUGAAAAUGAGUUUCAUCAAGAAUUUAAAAGAAAAUCUUGUAGGAAUAAGAAUACAUCAACUGGAAAUAUUUCUGCUGGGGAUGAAAAUGAGUUUCAUCAAGAAUUUAAAAGAAAAUCUUGUAGGAAUAAGAAUACAUCAACUGGAAAUAUUUCUGCUGGGGAUGAAAAUGAGUUUCAUCAAGAAUUUAAAAGAAAAUCUUGUAGGAAUAAGAAUACAUCAACUGGAAAUAUUUCUGCUGGGGAUGAAAAUGAGUUUCAUCAAGAAUUUAAAAGAAAAUCUUGUAGGAAUAAGAAUACAUCAACUGGAAAUAUUUCUGCUGGGGAUGAAAAUGAGUUUCAUCAAGAAUUUAAAAGAAAAUCUUGUAGGAAUAAGAAUACAUCAACUGGAAAUAUUUCUGCUGGGGAUGAAAAUGAGUUUCAUCAAGAAUUUAAAAGAAAAUCUUGUAGGAAUAAGAAUACAUCAACUGGAAAUAUUUCUGCUGGGGAUGAAAAUGAGUUUCAUCAAGAAUUUAAAAGAAAAUCUUGUAGGAAUAAGAAUACAUCAACUGGAAAUAUUUCUGCUGGGGAUGAAAAUGAGUUUCAUCAAGAAUUUAAAAGAAAAUCUUGUAGGAAUAAGAAUACAUCAACUGGAAAUAUUUCUGCUGGGGAUGAAAAUGAGACGCUAAGAGGACUAGAAAAUUCGAAUGAGUCUUCCACUGAAGAUGUUGCUAACAUUGUUUUACUGAGAAUGCUGAAUAAAGAAGAACUAGAAAUUUUUACAUGCUUUCAUCAAGAAUUUAAAAGAAAAUCUUGUAGGAAUAAGAAUACAUCAACUGGAAAUAUUUCUGCUGGGGAUGAAAAUGAGUUUCAUCAAGAAUUUAAAAGAAAAUCUUGUAGGAAUAAGAAUACAUCAACUGGAAAUAUUUCUGCUGGGGAUGAAAAUGAGCUUAUAGCGAAUUGUUUGCGAGGUUCACUCCAGGACCGAUACAAAACCUUAACUAGGGUGCGCAAACGUAUUCCACUCAAAGAAGUGAACAUAUCCCAAGAGCGUAAUACGCUAAGAGGACUAGAAAAUUCGAAUGAGUCUUCCACUGAAGAUGUUGCUAACAUUGUUUUACUGAGAAUGCUGAAUAAAGAAGAACUAGAAAUUUUUACAUGCUUUCAUCAAGAAUUUAAAAGAAAAUCUUGUAGGAAUAAGAAUACAUCAACUGGAAAUAUUUCUGCUGGGGAUGAAAAUGAGUUUCAUCAAGAAUUUAAAAGAAAAUCUUGUAGGAAUAAGAAUACAUCAACUGGAAAUAUUUCUGCUGGGGAUGAAAAUGAGCUUAUAGCGAAUUGUUUGCGAGGUUCACUCCAGGACCGAUACAAAACCUUAACUAGGGUGCGCAAACGUAUUCCACUCAAAGAAGUGAACAUAUCCCAAGAGCGUAAUGUGAGUCUAUUUAUUGGUUGUGUCAAGUGCUUGUCAACAUCAUUUAAUUGUAUAUAGCGAUUGCGACGUUUUACUGUUUAUUGCGUUUAUUUUGUUGAAUUAUUAAAGUCAGAUCCGGUGGUGUAACAUUAAUCUAGCCUUGGGGAUAAUUUCAGAAUAUUUACAUCGUAUAUCUGUCAAGUUUACUAAGGUUGAAACGACUUUUCGAUUUCCAUACUGUUCCACUGUUUCCGGAUCCUGGGCACUUGAUUUUCAUUCCUGCUGGUUCAACAGUUGGAAACAGUUAGCCCCUUUAUUGUUAUUGGAAGACAAAGUUUAUCUGAAAAGUGUGAUGUAAUUGUGAAAUAUAUUUUGGACAAAAUGAUCACGCUUACUUGUUUAAUCAGUUGCUAUGAGAAAAGCGGAAUGUCAAAUUAAUAGAUAAAGUGAUGAAUAUGGGAGGAUAAUAAUUAACCCUGUCCUUGGUAAUAUGAUCGGGUGAAAAUUACCACAGUUGGUUAAGUGUAAUAAGUCAAAAAAAAUGUACAUAAGUAAGUAUAAAUAAUAUCAAAUUGUUGAAUUGAAUUUUUGAUUUUCCCGUCGAUUGAUUGGACCGAAGUGCUCGGUCUCAGGAAAAUCAAAAAUUCAAUUCAAUAAUUAAUAUGACCCGUUGCACAAGAGGUGGCUCUCGUGGCCCAAGUGGUCUAGUGGAUAACGCUUUGGCGUUCGAAACUAUGGGUACUGGGUUCGAGCCUCGGUGGGAACAUCAUCACUCACUGAGAAAUGCAGGUACAUCCAGAUGACGAGUCCCAAAUAGGACGAAAUGCGCAUCCUGGACUCCACUGCUAGCCACCAUCCACCAAUUGAAUAUCAAAUUGUAUUUGAUGAUCGGACACAUUUAAAUUGUGAUGUGAUGUACUUACAAGUUAAGUGUUUUCGAAGUUGUCUAUAACUAUAAGCUGAGCUCCAUGUUGAGUAUUAUGAAUGGCAAAAUGUAGUCUUUCUCUUCAAAUCCUAUUGUUUAUUUCCCCAUUUUAAGAUUUAUGUGGACAUCUUUUUUUAACUAAAUAGAUUGUGAAAUGCCUACCCUCUACACUGGUUCAUUUAUUCAAGUGAUAAACCCUUAGAGUUGAAUAUUUCUUUAUCAAAAGCUUAGCUCACACUAAAGUGUUUAUCAGUACCCGAUUGUUAACUUUAAUCCUAGAUGCACUUUCAAGUUUUAUUUACUUUUAUGUUUAGUGUAGCUGAUUUUACUUUCGAUUAACUCGUGCUGAAUAUGUAUUUCUGUAUAUUCUCAGACAAAUUGAAAAGGUUUACAGACUUGUGUUAAAACAGUUUUCUAUAAAGCUGUGUGAGUUCUACAUGUGCCUUCUCAUUCUCUUUGCUUUUUUCAUUGGUUUUUCAAGCGCAUUCGGUAAGUCGUUGAGUUUAGUUGCCUUCAAGUCAUUUAGAUUUUGCCACUUUGGUGCUCAUUUUUAGUUGACAGUUAAUGUUUCUUCUGUUGAGUUUCAGUUAAUUCUAUUAAUUGCUUACUUUGGUAUAAGCAGGCGUACGUGUGUGCGCUACUGUAUUGAAUCCGAUUCAUUGCAUGCACAGAGCUGGUUCACUUCAUAUCCAGCUAGGUUUUCUUUUUUCUCAUGCAAUAGUUCUAAAUUUAUUUCCCUUAUUUUUUAAAUACCCUGGAUACAGAAUUCUGUGUAAUAAAUCAUCGAAUAAUAAACAGUCCAUAUUUAAGUGGAAAACUUAAGGAACUGGUUGAAGAAUUAUUCGGCAUGUUUUCUUUUGCUUUCUCUUUCUGGCAGAAUUACCGGUGUUCGUUGUUCAAUGGUCAAACAAAUGCGCUCAGGCUACUCAUGAGGUUCUGGUUCAACUUCCAGCCGACUCACGCCUAAAUUUUGCAUAGCAGGUAGUAAGACCGAAAAAGAUGUAAAGUUAAGUGUGAGUCUAGUAAACUCACACAGUGAAAACAACACCAUUACCGAAGCUUAAUAGCUUGCAGUUCUGUGUUCCACUAUGAGCUCAAAGAAAGAAAAGAAAUCGAAGCAAACCAAAUUAUACUGAGUCAAGGAAUAUAGUUUUUUUCUAAAACAGAUAAACGCUUCAAUAUUUGCGAAGUAUCAUGUAUGCAUCGAGCUACCUAAUGAAGUCUUCAGAAGGGAAUUGUUGAGCGAAAAAUACUCCCGUCAAUUAGAGUGUAAACAUUAGCUUCCUGUUGUUUGACGGUAAUAUUUUCCUAGCAUAGAAUCGCGCAACACUGUCUGUAUACUUUGAAGAUACACGCAAAAAUCGAAUUAAUUCGACCUACUAUUGUAGAGAAAUGCGAAAUCUUAGUAAACGAAUCAGUCAAGCUGAAGUGAUUUUUAGCUGUGUAGAUGUGUAUACUUGUUUCAGCGUAUAUCUUUCAAGGUUGUGGUGUCCAACUAAAUUCUUUCUGACAACUAGACCAUAUGAGACAUAUCGAUUACUGAAAUUCUUAAUCAUUGUGAUCAUUUCGUAUAUUGUAGACGCUAAGAGGACUAGAAAAUUCGAAUGAGUCUUCCACUGAAGAUGUUGCUAACAUUGUUUUACUGAGAAUGCUGAAUAAAGAAGAACUAGAAAUUUUUACAUGCGUAAGUUUAACUUUUCAUUUUAUUUGUUUAAUGUUUCUUAUUCUCAGCUAUGUGAUUAUGACAAUCUGCGUUGUUAUCAGAUAAAUAACCCAUGUUUGUGUGAAAAUAUCAACAACAAAAAUGACGAUAAGUAAUUAAAUGAGAUAUGUAUCUGCAAUGUCUGUUUGUCCUUAUGAGUUCGUGUUAUUUCAAUUUUGUUGAUCUUGGUAUAAAUGAUAGAAAAAUUAAUAUGGAAUAUUAUGCAUAAAAGUGCAGAUCAGUCGUAGGAAUUUGAAGGUGAGAGGAUUUUCAAAUGGUGUUAAAAGUACUUGAAACGUGAGAGAGAAAUGCAUCAGUAGUAAAGAAAGCUAAGAAGGAGGAGAAUUGAGACAGUUUUCGUCUCCAUGCUGUAUUGAACACAAUUUUAUUCAUUUGUUGAAUUCACAGGAAAAUUGUAUUCCCUUGCUUUAAAUGUUACCUCUCUGUUCAUAUGAUAUUAACUUUGUUUGUCCUUCAACAAGAAGUACACACACCUGUUUCUGAAUGUAGAUCACCAGUAGUUAGUGAUUUUAUAUCGUAUCCUUUCUGUGAAACUUUUGUACCUAUUAGUAGGACACUAGGCAGCAACUAGUGCAUGCGUCUGUCUGUUUUCGACAUAGAAC